AUGGCCUUGUUGCCAACGCUCGCACAUGUUGUCCGAGACAAGGCCUUUCGAAGGGAUGAGGGCCCCAUCCUGAUGGGGGUCUUUUUCCUGGAUGUGACAGGUUUUCUGAUGAGUCAGUGCCCAUUUAUGGAUUUGUGCAGCAGAAGCUGGAGACAGGUCGUCCCAGAAGCUGGGGGCAAGUGGGCCUCGCCCCCCCGCCUGUCCCGAGUGAAUGGCUGGUCGAGGCCCCUGCACUCCUUCCAGGCGGUGGCCUGGGUCACGCUCCUCAUCAUGGCCAUUGCCAACUUCGGCAUCUUCAUUCCCUUCCUGCCGCGUAACUGGAAGUACCUUGCCUACAGUGUGAACGGCGGGCUCUUCUUUCUCCACUUCCUAGUCCACUUGAUUGCAGUUUCCAUCGAUCCGGCUGAAGCCAACGUGAGGUUCAAGAAGAACUACUCCAAGCCUGUGCCGACCUUCGACCGGUCCAGACAUGCACACGUGAUCCAGAACCAGUAUUGCCACCUGUGUGAGGUCCCUGUGAGCUCGAAGGCCAAACACUGUAGCACCUGCAACAAGUGUGUCUCUGGCUUUGACCACCACUGCAAAUGGCUCAACAACUGUGUGGGGAGCAGGAAUUACUGGUACUUCUUCUUCUCCGUGGCCUCCGCCUCGGCCGGCCUGCUCUGCCUGAUCAUCAUCCUGCUCUACAUCUUCAUCCAGUUCUUCAUCGACCAGGAGGAGCUCCGCACGCACCCCUACUACAAAAAGGUCUCCAACAAGAACACUUGGAUGCUCUUCCUCCCCCUUUUCCCUGUAAAGACAAAGACCCCAGUGGUCCUGGGCAUUGGGGUGUUCGUGCUGCUGUUGGACAUCGUCAGCCUCCUGCUGCUUGGGCACCUGCUUAUCUUCCACCUCUACCUAAUGGCCAAGAAGUUGAGCACAUUUGAUUACAUGACACAGGGCCGCCAGCAACAGACUCCAAAAGCUUCAGCAGAAAAGGAAGAGCUGUCCCUCCAAAUAGGAUUCCCACAGGUACCAGCCGUGGCCUCGUCCGACCGCCAUUCCCGAGGGAAGGAGUGGGAUGGAGUAUCUCACAGUGCUGUGGCCAUGGGUCAGAAGACGGAACAGUUUCCCUGA
Molecule: messenger RNA, 1116 nt
Organism: Leptonychotes weddellii (Weddell seal)
Lineage: Eukaryota; Metazoa; Chordata; Mammalia; Carnivora; Phocidae
Source: RefSeq, a predicted model, not a curated record